UUUAUACUGAGAACAGCGGCCCGGGACCUCAUUCGCGACAGCAGCAGUACAGGUGCUGAGCUGCCCUGCACAGCCCUCGCCUCCCCGCUGCGCUCUGCCCUGCGCUGAGCCUGCCACAUACAGCUGCGCCUCCUGACUGCACGCAACUGAGAUGGCAGAUGGCAGGCGGCAGCCCCAGCCUGGGGACCUGAUCGAGAUCAAUGGGAAACUUCAUCAUCACUGGGCCCUCUACAUCGGGGAUGGAUAUGUCAUAGACUUGUUACCUAUAGGUAAACGGGAGGUUAAACAAGAAGGUCUCACGGUAACAGUAUUCAUCAGAACAGUGAAGAAGGAGCUCCUGGGGGAGCUGGCUGGAAAAUACACAUGGCGUGUAAACAACAAGUCUGAUCAGGACCACACUCCUCUCCCAGUGGAAAAGAUCAUCUCAUGUGCUGUAGCUUAUAUCGGCAAGGAGUUGACAUACUGUUCGUUUGGUAGCAACUGUGAGCGCUUUGUGAAAAAACUCCGCUAUGGAGAGGGAGUCUCUGAGCAGAGGGUGGAUUUUGUAAGUGGUGAAAUGGGCAUUCUUGAUAUGAGAGAUGAUGAGGAAUACCCAAAGCCUGGGGACCUGAUUGAGAUCAAACAGGGGCAUGACCAGCACUGGGCCCUCUAUGUGGGGCGUAGAUAUGUCAUCCAUGUGACGCCUGUAGAUGAAGGAGCCCCAUCUCUGUCAGGCAGCAGUGACACAAGACGCAUGAGAAAGGCCAAGGUGAAGAAGGAGCUCCUGAGGGAGGUGGCCAGAAAUAAGAAAUGGCGUAUCAGCAACGAGUAUGACUUUCACUGCCCUCCUCUGCCCGUGGAGGAGAUCAUCCGGCAUGCUGAGGGUUGCGUUGGCACGGAGUUGACAUAUGAUGAGUUGAAAUUCAAAUCUGUCCAUUUUCUGAGCAAACUUCGACAUGUUGGUCUGUGGAGGGAUUUUGUAAGUGGUGAAAUGGACAUUCUUGAUAUGAGAGAUGAUGAGGAAUACCCAAAGCCUGGGGACCUGAUUGAGAUCAAACAGGGGCAUGACCAGCACUGGGCCCUCUAUGUGGGAGGUGGAUAUGUCAUCCAUGUAACGCCUGUAGAUGAAGGAGCCCCAUCUCUGUCAGGCAGCAGUGACACAAGACGCAUGAGAAAGGCCAAGGUGAAGAAGGAGCUCCUGAGGGAGGUGGCCAGAAAUAAGAAAUGGCGUGUUAACAACGAGUGUGACUGUCACCGCCCUCCUCUGCCCGUGGAGGAGAUCAUCUGGCAUGCUGAGGGUUGUGUUGGCAAGAAGAUGACAUAUGAUGAGUUGAAAUUCAAAUCUGUCCAUUUUCUGAGCAAACUUCGACAUGUUGGUCUGUUUAGAGCUUUUGAAGGUGGUAAAAUUCACCGUCAUGAUUCGAUAAAUCGCAAAUACCUCCCCAUCCCUGGGGACCUGAUUGAGAUCAAGCGUCCAUUUUACCAGCACUGGGCCAUCUACGUGGGAGGUGGAUAUGUCAUCCAUGUGACACCUAUAGAUGAGAUUUCCAGGAGCAGUCCAAAAAACAUAAUUGCUCUGUCAUCUGGCAGCAUUUCAUCAAGCCGUGGAGAGGCAGUGGUGAGGAAAGACCUCCUGGAGGAGGUGGUUAAACAUAGAUGGUGGUGGUGUGUCAAUAACAAAUAUGACGAGUACCGCAAUCCUUUCCCUGUGGAGGAGAUCAUCCGGCGUGCUGAGAGCGAGAUUAACAAACAGACUACGAAACCAGUGCCCUAUCGUUUGUUGUACAAGAACUGUGAGCACUUUGUGACCAAGCUCCGCUAUGGAGAGCCAUUCUCUGACCAGGUCAUAACAAAACUUCAAUCUAUCAAUAUCCUUGCUACUGCAGGGGGUGUAGCAGGACUGAUAGGUCUUUUAUCUGUGCCUGGUGUUCCUUUACUUGCUAUUGCUGGUGCUGGUAGUCUUCUCUGUUAUGGCUCCGGUUCCAACAUAAUUGAACAUUAUCGCAUUUGUGCCAAAUUCAGAAAGCCAGGAAGAGAUAUACUAGAACAGACGUGCUGUUAGGAAGGGCUCAAGGAAUGCAUGGAAUCACUGGUCCCUGUCCAGCUUUUGCCACAAGUGUUAUCAAGAAUUGCUAGCAACUGCAGUGAUAAUUAAAAUUCUUAUUGAAAUAUUAAAAUCCAAACUCAUCUUGCCAAAAAUCCACUUUUAUCUCUUUGAGUGUUGCUUUCUAUGCAGAUUCAACAGUUCAGCCUUGCUUCUCUCUGCAAUCCAAUUAGAUUUGGUAAGACAAGAAUGUCACCAUUCUAGAUGACCCCAAGCAGCUCUAGCCUAGUUUCCACAUCUGCUUUUAUUUCACUGUCUGGGAUAAUUUUUGUGGUAGAACCCAAGUACUUGCAAGUAAAUUUUCUAUUACAUAUUA
Ficedula albicollis (Collared flycatcher) is the source of this 2399-nucleotide messenger RNA. RefSeq lists its product as uncharacterized. Gene Ontology annotation, biological process: N-acylphosphatidylethanolamine metabolic process. Bases 152 to 2041 code for a protein of 629 amino acids. Gene Ontology annotation, cellular component: cytoplasm. Gene Ontology annotation, molecular function: A2-type glycerophospholipase activity; glycerophospholipid phospholipase A1 activity. NCBI's taxonomy places the organism in Eukaryota, Metazoa, Chordata, Aves, Passeriformes, Muscicapidae. The record is from RefSeq and is a predicted model, not a curated record. The transcript has 11 exons.